AUGAAUGUAACGACGGAGGAGUGUGGGGUGACCGGCGCGGCACGAGAGGGAACGACGGACAUGGAAGCGAGGCAGUCGAGCCCCGCGAGACGGAACUGGCUGUAUCGAUUGUGGAAUGGGUUCCUGAGCGGCGUGGUGGGAGGGCAGCUGCCGGAACCGGACCCGCUCAUCAUCAAUGGGUCGCCGGCCACCAUCACGGAGGCGCCGUUCAUGGCGCAUCUGUUCAUGGAGUACUCGACGUGGGGGAAGGCGAUGACGGAGAACUGCAGCGGUUCCAUCAUCAGUCAUCGGUGGAUUCUCACUGCCGCUCACUGUCUCCAUCAGGGACAAAAGAGCGCCCUCGUGGACCGAGUGACCGUGAGGGUGGGGAGCGCGGACCGGGGGACCGGGACGGCCAUCGCCGCCGACGCCUUCCGGGUCCACCCGGACUUCAACCCGAAGAAUCUGAACUCGGGGAACGACAUCGCCCUGGUCCACCUGAACGCCGACCUGACCUUCGGGCCGAGCAUCCAGCCGCUCUGCUACCCGACGUCGGACGACGUGGGGGCGGCGACGGCCCCCUGCGACCAGAAGGUCUACGGCUGGGGGAUCCUGUCCGACAAGAACAAGGUCACCCCGAGGAACCUGCAGAAGCUGGACGUGAGCGUGUCCGCGAAGGCCGCCUCGGACUGCAGCGGCGUCGACGGCAAGAUCGUCUGCGUGACGGGGAAGACCCCGGGGAGCGGGCCCUGUCGGGGUUUCUCGGUGUUUCGAAGGAGUGGCCAAUGCUUUCGAACCGUUUUCCACGGUAACGCUGCCUCAAAAGCGGAUGGCAACCGUUUGAACUUCCCGAAACGGCACGAGGGAUGA
Messenger RNA from Darwinula stevensoni, 849 nucleotides. The record is from the annotation of a GenBank genome assembly. Lineage: Eukaryota; Metazoa; Arthropoda; Ostracoda; Podocopida; Darwinulidae.